GGUGCAGGACUGAGCUGCUCUCCACAUGAGAUGAAGAGCAAUUCUUUCUCUUUGGGCUGAAGUUGAAGACUCUCUCAGUUUUUCUUCUUUAGAUAAGAGACUUCAGUCAGCCCAGGAUCUCCAGCUACCCUCAGUGAGGAGAGAGCAGAGCCCAGUGAGAAGGACAGAGUGAGAGGUUGGUCCCUGCCCUGGCACAAUGCGCGCUCUUGUCGUCCUUGCGCUCCUGGCUGUCCUGGUGCUGGCUGCCACUUCCUAUGAGUCCCAUGAGAGCAUGGAGUCCCAUGAGUAUCUCAAUCCCUUCCUCAACAGGAGAAGGGCCAGUGACUUCAUACAGUCAGACACCAGGCUCAGAGGUAUCACUCAGGAGAGGAUGAGGGAGCGCAGCAAGGCACACUACGAGCACCAGAGAGAGCUCUGCGAGGACUACUACCCGUGCGAGAUGUACGCCUACCGCCACGGCUACCCCGCUGCCUACAAGCACUACUUUGGGGGCAGGAGGAGGACCAAGUAAAGGACGGCCCGUCCCCACCCUGGAGCCUGGAGUCCAGGGUAUCCUCCCCAAAAUUGCAAUGGCUCUGAAACAUACUCAGUUGCUUGUAUCCCUGUAUGUUAUCCUGCCUGCUGCUUCUCUCUCAUGUAGCCAUGGAUUCCGACACUGUGUUAAUUAGCGCUGAGCUGAUGUAGCAGAGAUCACAGAGAGUUCAGGAUGUGGGUGUUUACUACAAAAUAAACUGCUGGUUUGAUACUAUC
Zonotrichia albicollis (white-throated sparrow) is the source of this 750-nucleotide messenger RNA. NCBI's taxonomy places the organism in Eukaryota, Metazoa, Chordata, Aves, Passeriformes, Passerellidae. The record is from RefSeq and is a predicted model, not a curated record.